Molecule: messenger RNA, 711 nt
Organism: Pisolithus orientalis
Lineage: Eukaryota; Fungi; Basidiomycota; Agaricomycetes; Boletales; Pisolithaceae
Exons: 9
Coding region: 28-711 (227 amino acids)
Source: RefSeq, a predicted model, not a curated record
AUGAUGUUGUGCAAGGCACUCUAGGGCAUGUGUUCAAGAGCAACCCAGGCAGGAUCUGCUGAGCAGUUUGAGGAGAUGAAGAAGUUUGUUAUGGACCAUGCAGCUGCAAGGACACUGCAGAAACAUAUUCAUGCAAUUUGGUAUUGUAUCCCCAUGACUGACUACCACAGGACAGUCACUGCAGCUGAACAGAAGUUCUUCAAUGAGUGUGACACAGGACAUGUCCCAGUGGUAGUGCUGCUAGCAAAGGCAGAUGCAUUGAAUUUUGCUGCCAUUGAGGAACUUCUGGAUGAAGGGUUGGAGAUGGAGGAAGCAGAGGAAAGGGCCACAGAAAGGGAAUCCCUGUUAUUAGAAAAGUGGCAGACACACAUCAAACAGAUACUGGACAAGUGCAAAUUCCCACCAAAGAUGUAUCUCCCACUGACAAAGAUGCAUAAUGAGAGUGCAGAUUGCACUACUUUGAUCCAGUGCACAGCAUCUGCAUUGAAUGAGGAAGGCCUACAGAGGUUACUUCUAUCAACCCAGCAGUCAAGCAUUGGAUUAUGUAUUGAAUAUGCUGUAAACUGGGUGGUGAGGGGAAUGAUCAAAAGGGUAAUUGAGGGAGGGGAAAGAUAUGACAUAAAAGUUUUUGAAUCUUUUCUGCUCAUAUGGGAUUUCAUGGCAUGGUUAUCUGCACAUUGUGAACUGACAUGCACAGUGCAUAUCUUGUGA